AUGUUCAGAAGGGUAGAUGAAGUAGUGAAAGAUACUGAAGGUAUUUUGAAGAAAUUUAAAAAAAAAAAUAACUAUCAGGUUAUUCCAGAGAAGGAUGACUCCCAACCAGAAGGACAUUCAAGAAAAGACGUUUCUCCUCUGGAUGAUGGAAAUGGUGAGAAAGGUGAAGAGGAUGUUAAUACCGAAGAAUCUGCAAAGGAGAAGGAUGAAGAGAAAACAAAUGAAUCUUCGACAACCAUGAAAAAAACCAUUGUUCCUGAUAAAAGAAAGCAAAUUGCAUUUGAGGAUGAUCUUUCUCAUGGUCCGAUCAAGGCCAGUGAGAACCUACUCAAGUUUGCAUUAGAAGAGAAAGAGGUGAUAUCUUUGGCAACUGUAGUUUUGGAGAAAUUUUUGCCUAACCUUAAGCAUAUUUCCAAUGACUUAUGCUCUAGUAAGCUUAAGGAUAUGUUAAAUAAAGUAGAAUAUAAUUUUGUAUCAUUAGAAAAAGUUGCAGAUAUAAAGGUUUUGAAUAAGUUCAAUGAGAUGAGGCUUCAAACCUAUUUAAAAACAAUUGAGGCUGAUAGGAAAAUUUUGAAGUCUGCGAUGAAAAGUAUAGAAGAUGCAUUAGAUGAAGGUGACAAAAUAUUUAAAUCAUGUCUCUUUUUUCCCAAGUUUACUACAAAUAUUGAUAAGAAAAUAAGAGAUCUUGAAGGUAAACUGGCCAAUAUUGGUCAUUCAUUUGCCCCUUAUUCAGUUUUUCCAAGUUCCCUUGAAGCUCAAAUAAUGGAUCUCAUUGACAAAAUAAAGGGCUUGAAUAAGGAAAAAGAGAAAGUGUUAAGCAGAGUGGGAGAACUGAGAAGUUUGAUCACUCCUCGGAUGGACACCUUACUUGGAGCUCAGAAGGAUGCAGUCAGUGCUUUAGGUAAACCGGUGCCAUCAGAUUUCAAAGGUGUUGAAGUUAAUAUGGAUCCUAUUGAUAUGGCAGGAGAAUACUAUUUGGAUGAAGAGUUGAAGACAACCCUUGAAGAUCUUGAGAGUGUGGAAUCUAAGAAUGAAAAAAUGAAAGAGAAUGUCAAGGUAGUGAAUGAAUGUCUCAAGAAAAUGAGAGAUCAGAUUCAGAAGUUCAAAGCUAGGCAUCGAGAAGUUAAUAAAGAGUUGAAACAAGAAAAUGAGACUAUUGUGAGUUUGAAACUACAGGUCAAAGAAAGAAAGAAAGAAAGUGGAAGAAAGUCUAAAGGAUAUAAUCAAUCAAAAGAUAGAAGAAUUUGGAAAACUAGAACAAGAAAUCAUGAAGCUGAUGUCAAAAGAAAAAGUCAUUGA
Cryptomeria japonica (Japanese cedar) is the source of this 1299-nucleotide messenger RNA. RefSeq lists its product as uncharacterized. Bases 1 to 1299 code for a protein of 432 amino acids. The record is from RefSeq and is a predicted model, not a curated record. The transcript is spliced from 4 exons. Lineage: Eukaryota; Viridiplantae; Streptophyta; Pinopsida; Cupressales; Cupressaceae.